Molecule: messenger RNA, 995 nt
Organism: Zeugodacus cucurbitae (melon fly)
Lineage: Eukaryota; Metazoa; Arthropoda; Insecta; Diptera; Tephritidae
Gene: Clp
Product: cleavage and polyadenylation specificity factor subunit 4
Exons: 2
Coding region: 68-946 (292 amino acids)
Molecular function (GO): RNA binding; zinc ion binding
Source: RefSeq, a predicted model, not a curated record
CUUAGUGGCAUCUUAUUAUUUGUAGAAAUGUUUAUUUUGUCGCUUGGAUAAAUAUUCAAUAACAAAAAUGGAAAUUUUACUCGCAAAUGUUAAUAAUAUAGAUUUUAAAAUCGAAAAAGAUUUAAUUGAACAAAUUGGCGCUGUUCCUUUACCGUUUUUUGGAAUGGACAAAUCAAUGGCUGCCGUUUGCCAGUUUGUAAGCACUCAAAAUGGUUUGGAGUGUGAGAAAGGUUCAUCCUGUCCAUUUCGACAUAUUAGAGGAGAUAGAACUAUAGUGUGUAAACACUGGCUAAGAGGAUUGUGCAAAAAAGGAGAUCAAUGUGAAUUCUUACAUGAAUACGAUAUGAAAAAAAUGCCAGAAUGUUACUUUUACUCACGAUUUAAUGCGUGUCAUAAUAAGGAAUGCCCUUUUCUUCAUAUCGAUCCAGAAAGUAAAGUAAAGGAUUGUCCAUGGUAUGAUCGCGGUUUUUGUAGGCACGGGCCCCAUUGCAGACAUCGUCACGUACGCCGCGUACUUUGUAGUAAUUACUUAGCCGGCUUCUGUCCAAUUGGCUGGAAUUGUAAAUUUAUGCAUCCACGCUUCGAACUACCACCAAUUUCAGAUACGACAAAAGAAAUUUUGCUUAAAAAGGUGCCCACUUGUCACUUUUGUGGAGAAUUAGGGCAUAAAGCUUCGGCGUGCAAAAAGAAUCCCGAUGCUAACGAAAAUAGUGAACACCGUUUUAAAUUUAAUGGCUUCCAAAAGCAAAAUCAAACAUAUAGUUUUAAAGAAAACACAGAAUGUAAAAGCGGUACUGAACAUGUCUCAUCAAGUAAUAAUUUUACAAAGGUGCCAAAGCCUUUAGAUGAAAUAACUUGCUAUAAAUGUGGAAACAAAGGGCACUAUGCAAAUAAAUGCCCUAAAGGUCACUUGGCGUUUUUAUCAAAUCAGAGAAGUCACAAAUAAAUAAAAUAGCAAUGAUCUAACUAAAUAAAUCAAACAUAAUUAAAUAAUA